Molecule: messenger RNA, 126 nt
Organism: Pecten maximus
Lineage: Eukaryota; Metazoa; Mollusca; Bivalvia; Pectinida; Pectinidae
Exons: 2
Source: RefSeq, a predicted model, not a curated record
AAAAAACCCAAACCCCAAAAAACCCCAAAACAAAACCAAAAAAAAAAACCCCAAACCACCACCAACAACCCAAACCCCCAAAAAAAAACAAAAACCCCCAAAAAAAAACCCGGGAAAAAACCCCAA